AUGGGAAUACUUUUCACCAAGUUAUGGAGGCUUUUUAACCAUCAAGAGCACAAAGUCAUUAUUGUUGGCCUGGACAACGCUGGCAAGACUACAAUUCUUUACCAAUUCUCCAUGAACGAGGUGGUGCACACGUCGCCCACCAUAGGCAGCAACGUCGAGGAGAUUGUGGUCAACAACACGCACUUCCUAAUGUGGGACAUCGGCGGGCAGGAGUCACUGAGGUCAUCGUGGAAUACCUACUACACUAACACAGAGUUUGUGAUCGUGGUGGUGGACAGCACUGACCGCGAAAGAAUCUCAGUGACCAAAGAGGAGCUUUACAGGAUGUUAGCGCACGAAGACCUGAGGAAGGCGGGACUGCUGGUGUUCGCCAACAAGCAGGACGUGAAGGGCUGCAUGUCGGUUGCCGACAUCUCGCACAGUCUGCAGCUCACUUCGGUCAAAGACCACCAGUGGCACAUCCAGGCCUGCUGCGCCCUCACCGGUGAAGGCUUGUGUCAAGGUCUCGAGUGGAUGAUGUCACGAUUACGUGUCAGAUGA
This is a messenger RNA of Nerophis lumbriciformis (worm pipefish), 540 nucleotides long. The record is from RefSeq and is a predicted model, not a curated record. NCBI's taxonomy places the organism in Eukaryota, Metazoa, Chordata, Actinopteri, Syngnathiformes, Syngnathidae.